Molecule: messenger RNA, 2466 nt
Organism: Brassica rapa (field mustard)
Lineage: Eukaryota; Viridiplantae; Streptophyta; Magnoliopsida; Brassicales; Brassicaceae
Product: rac-like GTP-binding protein ARAC4
Biological process (GO): small GTPase-mediated signal transduction
Molecular function (GO): GTPase activity; GTP binding
Source: RefSeq, a predicted model, not a curated record
UUAUCGUCCAAGCAAAUGUUUGAAACUUCGUUAUACUGGGCUCGAGUACUUCCUUCUCAUCCUCAACCUUCAAAACUUGCGAGCUACCCAAUAUCUUUAUUAAACCGUGUACUGGCCAUUCUUAGUGCAGAAUGUGUCGUGGCAAUGAUUUGAGCUUAUGGCCAAAUUCCUUAUGAAAAGUAUAUUUUCAGGGGCAACAUAAUCUUUCAGUAACCAACAUCCCAUUCCUGUGAUUCCUGAUUAAUAAGGUCAUUGACUCUCAUGUUCGGAUGCAAAACUGGAGCUAAGAGGCAAACCGGCCUAGCUGGCAUUGUAGGAUCCAAAGAUCUUGAAAAUGUUUUGGUGUCAAAAUCACACUAAAAUAUAGUUUAUGAUUUCCAUCAUUAUGGUUAUUAAUUCAAUGAUAAUAUUUUCAAAUAUAAUAGUUGAGUUUGAGUUAGUUAAUAAAGAAAAGUGGGAUGGUUAAUUACUGGUUGGUGAAUAGUUGGUAGGAAUGGUAUGUGUAGUAAUCUUAAAUUCUCCGAUAUAAUGAUUUGGUGAACUUCAUAUCUUUCCCAAUUUCUCGUUUAUUCUCUUUGUUUAGUUCCACAAUCACUUCCUAUAAUCUCUGAGUUGUAAAAUACAUUCUAUCUCCGCACCUGCAUGCAUACAAUCAGUUUCAAAGAAUGAGUGGUUUAAACAAACAAAUAUUAUUAUUAUACGAAUGUUUGGAAAUACAAACUGCAUUUUCCAAAUAUACAAGACUUUUUCUUUGUUAGCAAAUAUAGACUUUUUGUAACACAAUGUGAUUGGAUUGAUCAUAGUUAAAAGUCAAUAGACAUACUACUAAGUACUAACUAUGAUUCAUGAAUUUAAAAACGAAGCUACCAACUGGUGUGAUUAUGAUUCUGUGAUGGGGCACUCAGUGACGUGGUGGAUCGUUAUUGUUUGGUUUACUUAGAAUUGGGCACGUCCCUUUGGACUCUCGUCGCCUAUGUUUCCUAAUCCGUAGGUAACUGAUGAGGAAAAUCAAGAGAAGAAAGAAAGUAAUUUGAUAUUUCGGAAUCGUGCCGUAACACUAUGCGGCACGUUCUUGAUGAUGAUGAUAUUUGCCAAAUCCGAUGUGCCUCUCCAUAUUUUGCUAUACUUACUAUAGUUAUAAACUUAUAGAAAUAAACCAUAAAGUCUCUCGUACGUAAUUUUAUUUGAUUUUUUUUUUGCAAUACUAUGAACUCUGUAGACUGUAGUAAAUGUAUUUAAUAUAAACACAUUUGUGACAUUUGCAUUUUUCUUGUUUUCAUAAAACCAACAGAUAGAUCCUUCCUCUCAUUCAAAAUUCAAAUCCGCGAAAAUAAAGAAAGAAAGAAAAAGAGAUUUUCAAAUUUUGAUAAUAAAAAAUACGUGUUGAAUAAAUAAAUAAAAAGUAUUAUACGGGAGGUGGGAGCUGUAACAUAGUUGUAUUGAAGUAUCAAUCAUCUCAAAGUCAUCAAUCAACCGCCACAUUAAGCAUCUUCCUUUCUUCUCUGCUAUAUUUUUUUUGGUGGCUUCUCAAAUUCACAAGCUUACGACUUCGAUUCUAGUUAUAGAGUGCGAUACACAGGCUUUGCUUAUUAGGAAUGAUUUGAGGAAUAAGCACGAAAAAGGGAAUUUAUACGAUCCGGCGGAGAUGAGCGCGUCAAGGUUCAUAAAGUGUGUUACGGUCGGAGAUGGUGCUGUCGGAAAAACCUGCAUGCUGAUUUCUUACACCAGCAACACUUUCCCUACUGACUAUGUUCCAACCGUUUUCGACAACUUCAGUGCUAAUGUGGUUGUUGAUGGCAACACUGUAAAUCUUGGCUUGUGGGACACAGCCGGUCAAGAAGACUACAACAGGUUAAGACCUCUGAGUUACCGUGGAGCAGAUGUAUUCCUUCUUGCUUUUUCCCUCAUCAGCAAGGCUAGCUACGAGAAUAUCGCCAAGAAGUGGAUUCCGGAGCUCAGGCAUUAUGCUCCUGGUGUUCCCAUUAUCCUCGUUGGUACAAAACUUGAUCUUCGAGAUGACAAGCAAUUCUUCAUAGAUCAUCCAGGUGCAGUUCCUAUUACUACAAACCAGGGAGAGGAACUGAAGAAACUGAUUGGCUCUGCUGUCUACAUUGAAUGUAGUUCAAAGACUCAGCAGAAUGUGAAGGCAGUGUUUGAUGCAGCCAUAAAAGUGGUUCUUCAGCCACCAAAGCAGAAGAAGACUAAGACAAAGAACAAGAACCGUUGUGCCUUCUUGUGAUUAUAAUAUAUGACAAUUACGAUAGUGAAGAGAGACAUUUCGAGUUAGCUUUUUGUAUAGUUGCUUAAAUCAAAGCUGUGUUGUUGUAUCUUUUGAGUUCAAAGUGUGUACUACUCUUUGCUAUGUAGACAUGGGAUCAUUCUGUAUUGACAUACGAGUCUAAUUAAUAUGGCAAUAUUUUUGUUUAUGCUUUCAAGCUGUUGUAUAUGCAAGUGAUUUGGUUGAGA